Molecule: messenger RNA, 969 nt
Organism: Eupeodes corollae
Lineage: Eukaryota; Metazoa; Arthropoda; Insecta; Diptera; Syrphidae
Gene: mRRF1
Product: ribosome-recycling factor, mitochondrial
Exons: 1
Coding region: 87-875 (262 amino acids)
Biological process (GO): translation
Cellular component (GO): mitochondrion
Molecular function (GO): ribosomal large subunit binding
Source: RefSeq, a predicted model, not a curated record
UUUAGUUGAUGGGUUGAUCAGAAAAAAAUACUGCAACAAAUCCCAUUCUCAAGCAAUUAAACUUUCAAUUCAAUAAAAAAUAAACGAUGUUUGUGCGAAAAUUGACAAUAAUUAACUGUACAGUGUUACGAGAGCUAGUUUCGUCUUCUCGACACACAAGCCAACCGCUGUGUUCCCGAUUGCCGGCAAUUUUCAGUCAAAACCUCGAUUCACAUCCUGCCCAUCAAACUCAAAUUCGGUGUUAUGCAAAAGGCAAGGAUAGAGGCAAAGAAAAGGGUAAAAAAGGCGCCAAGGUAGAAAUCAACGAGAACCUUUUGCGUGAAACUGUGAACCUUGAUAAUUUGAAUGCACAAAUGAACAAAACCAUCGACCAGAUGAAGGAUGACUUCGUAAAGCAGCUUUCCCUACGCUCCACAACCGGUUCCAUUGAUUCACUCAAAAUCUGCGUCGAUGGAAAGGACCAUGAGUUGCAGGAGCUAGCUCAAAUCUCUAGGAAAAAUCCCAAGACUAUUGUGGUGAAUAUGAUUGCAUUUCCACAGACAAUUCCCGAUGUCUUGAGUGCCAUCGAGAAGAGCGGUAUGAACUUGAAUCCUCAACAAGAUGGCACAACUCUGUUCAUCCCGAUUCCCAAAGUCACCAAAGAGCAUCGUGAGAAUCUCUCGAAGAAUGCCAAGGCCCUAUUCGUCAAGUACCGAGAUGCCAUCAGAGACAUCCAACAGAGCACCAUAAGAAAGGCAAAGAAACAAACGGAUAUUAGCAAGGACGACAUGUAUGCAAUUCAGACUCAAGUCAAGGCUAUUGCGGACAAGUUCAUAGCCGAGGCGGACAAAGUUCUAUUAGCCAAACAAAACGAACUCACCGGAUCGAAAGAUUAAUAUUUUUGUAUGAUUAAGUUUGAAUUUAUAAAUUAAACAAAAAUUAACUCACGUCUUGGUUAGGCAGCGUAUCGAGUGUGAGAAUCUUUUUGAA